Lates calcarifer (barramundi perch) is the source of this 2493-nucleotide messenger RNA. Its product is annotated as T-complex protein 11-like protein 2. The record is from RefSeq and is a predicted model, not a curated record. Lineage: Eukaryota; Metazoa; Chordata; Actinopteri; Centropomidae. Gene Ontology annotation, biological process: regulation of sperm capacitation. Gene Ontology annotation, cellular component: acrosomal vesicle; sperm flagellum.
UGUGACUCACCCGCAUCUCGACGAGAAUGGUUUAGCCCAGGUUUAAACUUGACAGUUGUUGCUGUACGUGGAUUUUAAACUGUAGUACGUGGAAUUUAAACUGUAGAAUGAUAUAUUGUUACCUACGUUUUCUGUGACGUUUUAGUCGGCAACGUUAAAUUUUUCACCUCUUGACGAAUCAGUAAAUUAAACGAAACAACAACAGAUUGCUGCCAAAAUGCCAAAUCAAGGAGAUAAGGCAACUGAUGAUUCCCCUACUGACCUUCCCUGUCUGGAAAAACUUGACUCUCCUACAGGGAGCCCACCCACUGCCUCAUUAUCCAGUCUGAUGGAGCUGGAAAAUUGUGUUUCUAACCUGAGCCUCGCGCAUGAGAUAGUGGUGAACAGAGACUUCUGCUUCAAACCCAGGAGCCCUCCCACAGACAGCCUGGAGGGCAGAGUAACAGAAAUUGUUCACCGGGCAUUCUGGGACAGUCUUCAGGAGCAGCUGAACUGUGAUCCUCCAAACUACAACCAUGCUGUCAUUCUGCUGCAGGAGGUCAAGACUAUGCUUCAGUCCCUGCUGCUGCCUGGUCACAUCAGAUUGCGAUCCCAGCUUGACGAGGUCCUGGACAUGGAGCUGAUCCGGCAGGAGGUCGAUCACAGGGUUCUGGACCUCCACAGACUAGCGGGGUACAUCAUCAACACCAUGGCGUCUCUGUGUGCGCCGGUCCGUGAUCCAGAGGUCAGAGCACUGAGAGACCUCAAGGACCCAGUGGAGCUCCUGAGGAACAUCUUCCGUGUCUUGGGGCUGAUGAAGACCGACAUGGUUAACUUCACCAUCCAGACAUUGAGGCCUCACCUCCUGCAGCAGGCUGUGCAGUAUGAGAGGGCCAAAUUCCAGCAGAUUCUGGACAAGCAGCCAGCCUCUUUGGAUAAUACCACCGCUUGGCUUAAAGCAGCAGUGUCAGAGGAGGCGGCGGCUGCUGGAGCUCCGCCUGAUCCCUCCAGUCCUGACAGCCGAGCUGCCGUCAGCGCCACGGCUGUCCUCAACCGGGCCUACAUGCGUCUGCUACACUGGGACCCACAGGACCAGAAAUAUCCUGAGACUGUGCUGAUGGACCGAGCCCGCCUGGACACUCUGGGUCAGCGGCUCCAGAUGCUGGUCCUGGAGGCGUCGGUGCUGCUCCUGACCAACGCUCAGUGUGGGAGUGCCGUUUUCUCCCUGCAGGGGUUUGUAGGUAAACUCAGGCAGUCCGUCACUGCCCUGCUGGAGGGCAGUCACACCAGGGAGGCUGACCUGAAGGGGGCGCUGGUGGGGCUCGGGGAGACAGUGCUGCAGCAGGUGAAUGAAGCUCUUAUCAGCCAGGGAGAAGCAGCGCUGCCUCAGGAGAGCCAGGAUCUGCUGAGGGGACAAAUAUCUGACCUGUGGAAACACAACAACCCUGUCCGCACACUCAUAGGAGAAAGAGUACAGGGCUUCCUCCAGGCCAUGCUGCAGGGUGGCCCUGCUAAAAGGAGUCCAGAGCUGCCUGCUCCCCUCAGGCUGGUGAGCACUGAGCUUGCCGAGCUGGGGAUGGCCUUUGGGCAAAUCGUCCACUUCAACCGAACGGUCUUUGGUCCCUUCUGUGCACCCAUCCUCAGGAAACUGCUGUUCCCACCGGGAGAGGCCGAGGCUGGGGAGGAUUCACGCUAGGCUGAGGGCGACCCAGACGACCUGCGGUGACCUUUAACAUAAGCUGCCACGUGGCAUUGGACAUGAAGCUUUAGUGUAAACACAGUGAAUGUUGAAGGGAAACCCAGUAGUAAUAUAUUACAAUAUAAAACAGUUUGAGAAAAAAAAACAGUUAAAUUAGCCAAGAUCAUCUUUCUGUUACUGGAUUGACAUUUCUUUCUCUUCACUUUAAAAGGAGACAUUUGCAGUCUCCUGAAAAGGACAUUUGUUUUUAUAUUAUUAUACAAAACAAAGUCAAAGAUCUAUUAUACAAACAAAUCAUAAGGCAGGUACUGAAUUAUUAUUAUAUAUUAGUGCAUUUUAACAGCACAAAACAUUAGUUAACAGAUUGUGUGAAAGGCAAGACAGGGCUAACAAAUAGUUUGUAGUGUGUUAAUGAGAAAAUGCUGCAUGAGUCAGAUUUAGUUGAGACUAAUUGUGUCUGAAAGGAUUUGUUGCCUGGAAAAACAUCUUUGUUGGGUUUCACUCUCCAGAUAAACACCCUCAGGAAAAACUAAGUACCAAAGAAAAUAUGCUAACAGUUUGUAAAUAAUACUGCAGAUGUAAUAUGUAGCUGGUUUCUUGUCUUUAUAUUGAGAGAUGUUUAUAUAUGUAUAUGAUUUACCAAUGGAUACCAAAGUAUGCACUUUUUUCUGAUCUCAGUUGAUUUUUUUUUUCCUUUUUCUUUCUUUGAGUAUAUUUUUGGUGUGUGAUCAGUGUUUCCCCCACAGUAGUUGUUGUAAGUGACGGGCGGGGUAUUAAAUAGGUGCUUAUUUGUAAAUAAAACCCAAACUGAUUAA